AUGGUAUCCAACAAAUUCUACGCCAUUGUAGCUGGUAUCGGCCCGGCAACUGGGAGAUCGGUCGCUCUGAAAUUCGGCGAGUCGUACCCGGUGGUUCUGCUGUCUCGUCGGCCGGAGAGCUAUGAGGACGUCGUGGCCCAGAUCAACAAGACUGGCGGGAAAGCGAUCGGGAUCUCUGCCGAUGUCACCGACGAGUCGUCUCUCGCUGCCGCAUUGGAAUCCAUCAAGAAGGAGUUUGCGGGCUUGCAACUCGUUGCGGCUGUUUACAACGUCCGACCCAACCUACGGCCGAGCCGCAAACCUUUCCUCGAACUGAGUCUGAAGGAUUUGGACACCAGCCUCAACGGCAAUGUCCGUGGCCUCUUCAAUUUUGCUCAGGCCCUACUGCCGCUCCUUCUUCAGUCUGUGGAAACUUCUCCAUUUCCGCCAACAUUGGUUGUCACGGGAGCCACUGCAUCCAUGCGAGGCUCCAUAAACUGGUCCAUUAUCGCGGCAGGCAAGUCCGCGGGGCGCAUCUUGACACAAUCUCUGGCCCGGGAGUUUGGUCCCAAGGGUAUCCAUGUCGCCCAUGCCAUCAUCGACGGCGGCAUCAACGAGCCUGAUGCAGCACAUGCUGCGAGCAACGAUGCCACUCCAGAUGGAAAACUAAGCCCCUAUGCCAUUGCCGAAAGCUACUGGAGUCUGCACACGCAGCACAAAUCAGCCUGGACGCAAGAAAUUGACCUACGACCAUUUAACGAGAAAUUCUAG
This is a messenger RNA of Fonsecaea multimorphosa CBS 102226, 750 nucleotides long. RefSeq lists its product as uncharacterized. The record is from RefSeq and is a predicted model, not a curated record. Lineage: Eukaryota; Fungi; Ascomycota; Eurotiomycetes; Chaetothyriales; Herpotrichiellaceae. The coding region runs from base 1 to 750 and encodes 249 amino acids. The transcript is spliced from 3 exons.